GCUGAUAAGAAAUACAGAGCUAAAACGACGUAACAAAAUCCGUAGCCAAUUAAAUUCCCGUUUUCCCUGUUCGCCUCAAUGUCAAACACAGUUAAAAUUCUCUGUCGAAAGGUCGCCAGUGUCAUAACCAACAGUCACUCAGUCAGGCAGCAAAUAAGAACGAUUAUGGCAACUGGAGAAGGCGCAUUGUCAUCAACAUCUGUAAGGGAAGCGGCAAUUGUGGCUGUUGGCCAAAUGUGUUCAACAGACGACAAAGUUGACAAUUUGCGUCAAGUGGAGGAGCUGGUCCGGAGAGCCAAGGCCAAGGAGGCCACGAUGCUCUUUUUACCCGAAUGCUGUGACUUUGUGGUCAAGGAUAAAAGCCAACUGCUGAGCUUAGCAGAGCCGUUAGACGGCCAACUGAUGGCCAAGUAUCGUGAGUUGGCCAAAUGCCAUCAGAUCUGGCUAUCGCUUGGCGGUAUACACGAGCUGAGGGCAUCCUCGGAAGGUGAACCCAACAAAACCUACAACGCCCAUGUGCUGCUCAAUGACAAAGGUGAACUGGCAGGUGUCUAUCACAAGUUGCAUCUGUUCGAUGUGCAGACCGAGGAGGUCAGCAUGAUGGAAUCUGACUAUGUGGCGCCGGGCAACCGGCUGGAGCGUCCCAUUGCCACACCCGCUGGUUUGCUGGGUAUGCAAAUCUGUUAUGAUUUGAGAUUCGGAGAGACGGCACUGCUGCUGCGUAAACUGGGUGCCCAGAUCCUCACCUAUCCGUCUGCCUUCACGUAUUCCACGGGCAAGGCCCACUGGGAGAUUCUACUGAGAGCGCGUGCCAUUGAAACCCAAUGCUUUGUGGUGGCAGCAGCCCAACAGGGCUGGCACAAUAAGAAACGUCAGUCCUGGGGCCAUGCCAUGAUCAUCGGUCCCUGGGGCAAUGUGCUCGCCGACUGUGGCGAACAGGAAUUGGCUGUGGCGACAGCUGAAGUGGACUUUUCCACGCUGCAGAAGAUCCACCGGAGCAUGCCCUGCUUUGAGCAUCGACGCAACGACAUGUACAGUCUGACUGCAUUCAAUUUGAAGCUGCCCAAUGCGGAGAACGCACAGGAUCGGGCAUUUGCCAACAACACCGUGGACAAAAGGACCAUAUUCUAUGAGUCCGAGCAUUGUUAUGCCUUUACCAAUCUUCGCUGUGUGGUGAAGGGUCAUGUGCUGGUCUCUACCAAGCGGGUAACUCCACGUCUCAACGGCCUCAACUGUGCCGAGGUGACGGAUCUCUUUGCCACCGUCUGCAUGAUCCAACGUAUGCUAGAGAAGAUCUAUGGCACCACUUCGGCCACGGUGACGGUACAGGAUGGAGCACAGGCUGGUCAGACCGUGCCACACGUUCACUUCCAUGUCAUGCCACGACGCAACGGCGAUUUCGGGCACAAUGAUCAGAUCUAUGUAAAGCUGGAGGAUCGUGCCGAGAAUAUGCCACCUCGUACGCUCCAGGAGCGCAUCGAUGAGGCGGAAAAGUAUCGUGACUAUCUGCAGUGCAAUAGUUAACCUGGCUCACUUUAAAUAUACUUUUGGAACUCCUCUUUUAUGUAAUGUGAUCGUCAGUAAAGCUCUUAUCAAAAAAAAAA
Molecule: messenger RNA, 1604 nt
Organism: Drosophila innubila
Lineage: Eukaryota; Metazoa; Arthropoda; Insecta; Diptera; Drosophilidae
Gene: NitFhit
Product: nitrilase and fragile histidine triad fusion protein NitFhit
Exons: 1
Coding region: 79-1524 (481 amino acids)
Biological process (GO): nucleobase-containing compound metabolic process
Molecular function (GO): bis(5'-adenosyl)-triphosphatase activity; hydrolase activity, acting on carbon-nitrogen (but not peptide) bonds, in linear amides
Source: RefSeq, a predicted model, not a curated record